CUAAUGUCAUCCUUCAACCGAUCCAGCAACCCAAUCGAAGUCCUCCGCCUCUUCCGCCAGCUCAAAGAUUCAAUCUUUUUCCAGCCCAAUCUCUUGAUCUACACUACAGCCAUCGAUGCGCUCGUCAAGUCGAAUCGAUUUCAAGAAGCAGAGGAUCUAUUCAAGGAAAUGGUGGAUUCAGUGCGGGAUUCGACCCGAUGUUGUCACGUAUUGUACUUUGAUAUCGGGAUUGUGUGAGGCCGGUAGGAUUGAUGAGGCACUUCAUGUGCUAGCCGUGGAAAUGAAAAAGUUGAAUUGUGAGCCGAAUCUGUUCUGUUACGGCACGGUUUUUAAGGCGUUGGUGUCUGCAAGGAGGUGCGGGGAGGCGGAGGAUUUGUUCUGGGAGGCGAUGAGUUCGGGUGUAGAUCCUGAUGUCAAGUUUUGUACCGAGUUGGUGAAGAUGUAUUCUUUUGAUUUGGAGAAGUUUGAAUCGGCGAGAGAGGUCGUUAGGUGGAUGGUUAAGUCGGGAUGCAAGCCUGAUGUUGUCAUGUAUUCAACUCUAAUUAAUGGUCUUUGUCGAGCGGGAAGGGUUGAGGAGGCGAGAGAGGUUGUAGAUGAGAUGGUUAAAGAGAAGUGUGAGCCUAAUUGUCUCACGUUUACCCCGUUACUUCAAGCUUAUUGCUCGAAUGGGAGGAUUGAAGAGGCGAAGAGGUUAUUGGAUUCGAUGGAGAGUGGCAAUUGUUCUCCCGAUACUGUGUGUUAUAAUGUUCUCAUUCAAGGACUUUGUGAUAAGGGGGAUUUUGAUGAGGUUGAGAAUGUUUUGAGAGAGAGUUCGUCUAAGGGUUGGAACCCUGAUGCAGUUUCGUAUAAUAUUUAUAUUAACGGGCUUUGUAAGGUUAGUAGGAUAGAAGAAGCUUUUAGGCAGUUGGAAGUCAUGUUAGAUAAGGGACUGUGUCCGACUGUGGUAACUUUGAACAUACUUCUGCAUCGUCUUUGUUGUGAAUCGAGGGUUUGGGAUGUUAAACGCUUAUUAGAGAGGAGCUCCGAGUUGGAUUUGGAUUUCAAUGUUGUUAGCUAUAAUACUGUUAUGAGUAGGCUAUGUGAAGUCGAGGAAUGGUUCACAGUUCUUAAGAUAUUUACUGAUAUGGUAAAGAAAGGAAUAGGACCAGAUACUCAGUCUUUUAAUAUUGUGAUUUAUAGCCUCUGUAGAGCUCGUAAAUUUCGCAUGGCUUGGUGUAUAUUUGAGAGCAAAGGGUUUGUUCCUAAUGUUGUGUCCUGUAACAUUUUGAUGCACCAGUACCUUUUGGCAGGAAAGACCAAUGAAUUUAGCAGUUUGGUUUCUUUCAUGCAAUUGAACAGCAUUGCUCCGGACAAAGUGACGUGUAAUAUAAGAGUUGAUUCUUUGUGUAGAGAGGGAAAAUUUUCUGAGGCUAUUCAUUUUUGUAAAAGCUUAAAAUAUGUUUAUUCGCAAGAGCUGAUUGCUCAUCUGAGUCAUGGAUUGGUUAAGGGUGGAAGACUUGGGGAUUUGCUAAGACUGUUUGAGGAAUUGUUAGAUAAGGGUUUAGUUCUCGAUUGUCAGGUAUAUGAUUUUUUGAUCGCUGCAUUUUGCGAAAAGGGCUCCUGCAAUAGCAAGGAGAUAUUUAAAAUAUGUCUCAUUCUGGAUAAAAUGCUUGGAGUAUAAUGGUGGAUUUCUGGUACUUUUAUCCCCUGAUCAUGGAAGUUGAAGGGGCGAGGUUAUGGAAGGCAACUGCUUUGCAUUGGCCUUUCAAAAGAUUGUGGCAGAGACUAAUAUUUGUCAACUUCCUAUAAGAGGUGGCCUUGAGUGGAUUACUGACGCAACCCCGAAAUUGCUUAAUAAGACAUCUACACUUCUGUUAUUCUGUCGGCAGGAAUCAUGUAGUUGUGGGGGCUGCUACUUUCAUAUACCAUAGCACUAAAUUGAGGUAAGCAAAACAGUACGUAUGCCUUUUUCUGACUAUACAUUGUGGUAUUCCAUUUGAGUUUGUAACAUUUUUUUGUCAAUUGGUUUGCCGCUGUAAAUUUGUUUGGCUUGCAAGGCCAAGAGGUGAUUAUUUAUGCAUGUCCCUUUUAGAAGGAAGCUGUGCCCACCUUUGUGGAUAAAUUAAUAUCCAUCUCUCAUCUAUACUAACCUGCUUCCUCAGCAACCAUUUUUGAAGAAAUCAUCUCUUUUUAUUUCCUUUGCCCAAGGCAAUCACUUGAGACGUGUCGGCUUGUGUGCAUGAAGAUAUUCACAAGUGAGUUUAAAUCCAUUGCUUCAUUUUUUGACACUCUUACAGUUACAUAUAUAGUAGGGAAUCAGACGAGGUACAGCAUGGAAUAAAUGCAGUGAGAUGUAACCUUUCUUUCAGAAUAAAGGAAAUGUUUUAUAUCAGUUUUGCACAGAUGUAGUAAUAUUAUGUAUGAAUUUUUUCCGGGGUAAGAUGAUGUGUAUACCAAUUUUGUUCUCCGCAUUGGUGGAAAUUUUGAUUACA
Asparagus officinalis (garden asparagus) is the source of this 2471-nucleotide messenger RNA. RefSeq names its product pentatricopeptide repeat-containing protein At5g64320, mitochondrial-like. NCBI's taxonomy places the organism in Eukaryota, Viridiplantae, Streptophyta, Magnoliopsida, Asparagales, Asparagaceae. The coding region runs from base 116 to 1660 and encodes 514 amino acids. Gene Ontology annotation, molecular function: protein binding. The record is from RefSeq and is a predicted model, not a curated record. The transcript has 3 exons.